AGCUUCUCAGCCGCAGCUCAUAGCUAGCCUCUGCUAAUGCUGCUGCUGCUGGCUCUUGCUGAGGGGCUCAGUUUUUAGGUGUUUGCCGCUUUAAAGGGGACGUCCAGGCGUAAACCAGCCCUGUCUUCCCGUCCUCCUCCCCUGGUGACCUCACUGGCUCAGCCUGCAGCUCGGAUGAGAAGGGGAGAGGAAGGGAGAGAGAGUUUGGGAGCCCGGCAGCAGGCGCCGGAGUUCGGGGGGCACGCAUACACAGCACCGGGCGUUCUGUAACCAGAGGGCACAGCCACACGGGCUCCGGCACCCCCGUCCUCUCUGCAGCUUUGGAAAUCGGCCCCGGGCCGCGCGUUGUCGUCCUGCCCUCGGAGCUAUGGCCAGCAGCGGUAGCAGUAGUGCUGGCAGCAGCGCCCUAACCGGGCGUCUCCCGGGGCCCCGGGGUGCAAACCCACGUAAGGGCCGCAUCUUGGGCAUAAUCGAUGCCAUCCAGGACGCAGUGGGACCCCCAAAGCAGGCGGCGGCCGACAGGAGAACAGUGGAGAAGACCUGGAAACUGAUGGACAAAGUGGUAAGAUUAUGCCAAAGCCCAAAACUUCAGCUGAAGAACAGCCCUCCGUACAUACUUGAUAUUUUGCCUGACACAUAUCAACAUUUGAGACUUAUUUUAAGCAAGUAUGAUGACAACCAGAAGCUUGUGCAGCUGAGUGAGAAUGAAUAUUUUAAAAUCUAUAUUGACAGUCUAAUGAAGAAAUCAAAACGAGCAAUAAGACUCUUCAAGGAAGGGAAAGAGAGAAUGUAUGAAGAACAGUCACAGGAGAGGAGAAAUCUUACAAAGCUGUCCUUAAUAUUUAGCCAUAUGUUGGCAGAAAUUAAGGCAAUCUUUCCCAAUGGGCAGUUUCAGGGGGAUACCUUCCGUAUUACAAAGGCAGAUGCUGCAGAGUUCUGGAGAAAGUUUUUUGGAGAAAAAACCAUUGUGCCAUGGAAAGUAUUCAGACAGUGCCUUCAUGAAGUUCAUCAAAUCACAUCUGGCUUAGAGGCAAUGGCUUUAAAGUCCACCAUUGACUUGACUUGCAAUGAUUACAUUUCUGUUUUUGAGUAUGAUAUUUUUACUAGACUAUUUCAGCCCUGGAGCUCUAUAUUAAGGAACUGGAACUUUUUAGCGGUGACUCACCCUGGUUAUAUGGCAUUUUUAACAUAUGAUGAAGUCAAGGCUCGUUUGCAGAAGUACAGCACUAAACCAGGAAGUUACAUUUUUAGAUUAAGUUGCACAAGACUGGGACAAUGGGCUAUUGGCUAUGUGACUGGCGAUGGGAAUAUUCUGCAAACAAUACCUCACAACAAACCAUUGUUUCAAGCUCUGAUUGAUGGCAGUCGAGAAGGAUUCUAUUUAUUUCCUGAUGGACGAAGCUACAAUCCUGACUUGACGGGUCUGUGUGAGCCUACGCCGCAUGAUCACAUAAAAGUUACACAGGAACAAUAUGAACUGUACUGUGAAAUGGGCUCUACUUUUCAGCUGUGUAAAAUAUGUGCAGAGAACGAUAAAGAUGUGAAGAUUGAGCCAUGUGGACAUUUGAUGUGUACUUCAUGUCUAACAUCUUGGCAGGAAUCGGAUGGUCAAGGUUGUCCCUUCUGUCGUUGUGAGAUCAAGGGCACUGAACCGAUUAUAGUCGACCCUUUUGAUCCAAGUCACGAAGGCAGGGGCUGCAAUAUUCUAGAUAGUUUAGGAACACCAAUGCUGGACUUUGAUGAUGAAGAUGAGCGUGAAGAAUGCUUGAUAAUGAACAGGCUGGCCUCUGUGAGAAAGAUGAAUGAUAGACAGAAUUCUCCCGUGACAUCUCCUGGUUCCUCGCCCCUUUCACAAAGGAAAAAAACUCCCUCUGAUCCUCUGCAGAUCCCCCAUCUCAAUCUUCCACCUGUUCCUCCACGGCUGGAUCUUAUUCAGAAAGGAGUAGCUCGCUCGCCCUGUGCCAGUCCCACAGGGUCACCAAAGUCCUCUCCGUGUAUGGUCCGAAAACAAGAUAAACCUCUUCCUGCACCACCACCUCCAUUGAGAGAACCGCCUCCCCCACCAGAGAGACCACCUCCUAUUCCACCUGACAGCAGAACAUGUAGACAUUUACAUCAUGUGGAAAAUGUGCCUUGUAGGGACCAGCCUAUGUCCAUUGAAGCCUGGUGCCCAAGAGACAUUUCUGGUGCAUGUCGUGUUACAUUUGACAGCUCUCCUAAACUUGGGAAAACUGCAAAUUCAGUUUUAAAUGGAAGACAUAUGAGACAUUUGAGUUCUGAUGCCAGAUUUAUGUAUAAACAACAUAAACAUCAUGAAUUAUCGUCGGAAAGUGUAAGGGUUUUAUCAAAUGUUCUAAUGGAAGAAUAUGAUGUUCCUGUGCGACUCUCACCACCUCCUCCAUCCAUUUCUAUUACCCCUAGUAUGAAGUGUCCUUUACUGUUACAUUCAAUGUCUGAGAAAGUAAGAAAUUCUAUAGAAGAUGAUGAUUGUGAUUACAAUAUACCCUCCUCUCACCCUGUAUCUAUACGACCAUUGCUGCUUCACUGUCAUAAUGUAAAACCUUUUACAAGGCUGUGUGAGAAUGGGCCGUGUUUGACAAAUGGAACGCACACUGACGCAUCUGACAUGAAAAUGCUAAAGGCUUCAGAUCUUGGUGAUGAAUUAUUUGACACUUCCCCUCCUUCGCAACCCCCACCACCACCCCCAGUGCGUGCCUGCGCGACAGAGCAUAUAAAACCGACUGCAUCAGGAAGCAGACCGAAUUCAGGUGUGGACUUGUUUCUCCCUCCUAUUGACCAUUGUUUAGAAGCCCCUUUACCACCCACUCGAAGAGCAACAAGUGAUGUCAAACUAAAUAGACUUUCCCAAGAAUAUGAUCAUCUGCCGUCAUGCUCAGGUAUCUUGGAUUGUCCGCAAGCACCAGCCAGACCACCCAAACCCCUCCCCCGCAGAACUGCACCUGAGGUACAUCAUAGGAGACCAUACAGCGCUGAUUGUUCAGUAGAGAAUGUAGAUGCAAAAAUAGCGAAGUUAAUGGGUGAAGGAUUCUCCUUCGAAGAAGUUAAAAGGGCUUUGGAAAUCGCACAGAAUAAUGUAGACGUGGCACGAAGCAUACUAAGAGAAUUUGCAUGCUGCCCUCCGCCUAUCUGCCCACGUCUAAAUCUAUAACAAAAUGACAUCUUUAGGACUAUACUCUUGGAGCAAAUAGGACGAAUGAUUUUUAUUUAUCACUUUCAAUCAAAAACAGUCAUUCCGUUUUGUAUACACACAUGGCUUUGCUUACAGGCCUGAAUCCCAGCUUAUUCAGUUAUACGGUAACAUAAAGGUUGGAACAAAAAAUCAUUGUUAAUUUGGAAAACCUGGAAAAUAUAUCUCCUACAUAUAUACUGUAGAAAAAUAUCCCUUUCUAAGAUAAGCCUGUGAAAUACUUUUUUUUACCUUGUUUAAAUGCUGGUAAGGUUUUUUUUUUUUUUUUAUAUUAUUUUUCUACAGUAGUUUGCCUCAAUUGUGUUUUAAAUAUUGAACAUUUGUGUUGUAGAAGUUUAGCAGCACUUUCUGACCUCAUUGCAUUCUGGAAAAUGCUUUCUUUUUUUUUUCUUUUUUUCUUUUUCUUCUUUUUUUAUUCAAAAUGUUAAUUUAUCCAAAAAGUACUGCAAAAAAGUGGCCUUUACUACUGACCUACUGACAGUUAUUUUGUAUUGGGGAAAUUAUUUGAAUGUAAAAUUAAUACAAAUUAUUUGUGGGCCUUUACAAAAGUAUUUUGAUACUAUUGUUUAGCAAACUGUAUUUGAGUAUGGUAACUUUUAAUCUUCUAUGAUCUUAGAAGAAAAUGCAUAAAAGCAAAGGCUUACAAUAAAAAGCUGGAUCAUCCGCCUUUUGUACCGCAGUGUUUGAGAACAAUAAGUGUAUCAAAGUACAAAACAAUUUUAAAAUGCUUUCUAUAAUCUCUGCUGAGGUGCUGUAUGAUGCAUUAGAUAAACGAAUCAGUUACAAACCUAUAAAUCUUUUUGGAUUUAAAAUACAACUUACAUAUUUAUAGUUUUUCUAAUAGCAAAGGGGUACGUAUGAAAAGAAAAAGAAUGGAUGAGUUUUGUGACCACGCUACAGGAAGAAAUGAACUUCGGGUGAACCAUACAUUGCAAAAAACUAUUGGCCGCAACAUACGGAUUACUAUCUUUCAUAUGAUACAGUAUUGCUAUUUCACAGAUCCUUUUUUUAAGCAAUAUGUUUUUAUGAAAUAGUUCUUUCCAUAUUUUGUUACGCUGCUUCUGUAAACCUCGUUUAAAAGUUUAAAUAUUUCUUCCCAUUGCUGUCGUUUGAAAAUGUUUUAUAAGCCAUACUACUUGAACAGGUCAAAUUAAUUGUAAUAAAGCACCAAUGUUAAGUCCACAUACAAAUGCUGGGCAAUUCAUUUGAGACCAUUGACUCUUUGAAGCUUAGUAAUAUAGCUUCAAAAUGAACUAUUAGAAAAUGUGAGUCAACAUAAUAAAAUUAUCUUAAUUGUGUCUGUCAUUGGUUUUAUUUUUUUUAAAUCGUAAGUUAUUUACAUAAUAUGUGACUUUCUGUAAACUAAAAGGCAGAGCAGCUUUCUUACAGCAAAUCCGCCUUCUCCUCCAUAUGUAAAAUAAAUCUUUUGUUGGUUCUUAA
Molecule: messenger RNA, 4648 nt
Organism: Pseudophryne corroboree (corroboree frog)
Lineage: Eukaryota; Metazoa; Chordata; Amphibia; Anura; Myobatrachidae
Gene: CBLB
Product: Cbl proto-oncogene B
Exons: 17
Coding region: 368-3169 (933 amino acids)
Biological process (GO): negative regulation of epidermal growth factor-activated receptor activity; cell surface receptor signaling pathway
Cellular component (GO): plasma membrane; membrane raft
Molecular function (GO): calcium ion binding; receptor tyrosine kinase binding; SH3 domain binding
Source: RefSeq, a predicted model, not a curated record